This is a messenger RNA of Ostrinia nubilalis (European corn borer), 881 nucleotides long. RefSeq names its product peptidyl-prolyl cis-trans isomerase Fkbp12-like. NCBI's taxonomy places the organism in Eukaryota, Metazoa, Arthropoda, Insecta, Lepidoptera, Crambidae. Gene Ontology annotation, cellular component: sarcoplasmic reticulum membrane; cytoplasm. Gene Ontology annotation, biological process: protein peptidyl-prolyl isomerization. The record is from RefSeq and is a predicted model, not a curated record. The transcript has 3 exons. Gene Ontology annotation, molecular function: peptidyl-prolyl cis-trans isomerase activity. The coding region runs from base 87 to 413 and encodes 108 amino acids.
UUUUUCACACGAUUUCUCAGCUCCGCCAAACGGAACUAAAAAGUCCUGUUAUCUUUUAAAUUAUAAUUGCAUUUAUACUUUAAACAAUGGGAGUUGAUAUAGAAACCCUUUCUCCUGGCAAUGGUUCUACGUACCCUAAACCUGGUCAGACAGUAGUAGUUCAUUACACAGGCACGUUGCAGAAUGGGAAGAAGUUUGACUCCUCAAGGGAUCGUGGACAGCCCUUCAAAUUCACUCUGGGGAAGGGUGAUGUUAUCAAGGGUUGGGACCAAGGACUCGCUAAGAUGUCUGUAGGAGAAAGGGCUAGACUGACAUGCUCCCCUGACUUCGCUUACGGCUCGAGAGGCCACCCCGGAGUCAUCCCUCCCAAUUCUACUCUAAUCUUUGACGUUGAACUUCUACGUGUGGAAUAACUUAAUCUCUUGCCAUAAUUUGUAUGUUUAUAUCGUUGUUAUGUUUACAUAUUUUUCUCAUAGAGUAUGAGCACUUACAUUGUAUUGUUCACAUCAGUAUUUAGUAUUAUUGUAAUUUAGACAAUUGGAUUAAUUGGUAAUGCUUAUUUAUAAAUUUUAAGGUAAUUGUUGACAAAAUACACUGAAGUGUCUUAUAGGCUGUCUCCUCCUGAUAAAAUAUUUUAGUUGGAGUGCUUUAAUGCAUUAUUAUGUAUUUUUACAUGAAACAUAGGUGUACGAAGUUAAAUGCAUUUGGAGAAUAAUCUUGCCUUUUCUAGAAUAAGUGUUCUCAGAAAAUUCUUAUAUUGGUUAUUUAUCUGAUGAUGAAGAAAUAUUAUAUUACUAUUAUUAUACAUGCAUUUAUGCUAAUGCUACAAAUUUUAUAGUUGUGAUUACACAAAUAAUAUAACUAGAUUUGUUACUUUUGGG